CAUGUAUGCAAACCGAAAAUUGGAACAGGUUCAAUACAUUUGAUACGGGGUCAAGUUUAUAUAGUCAGGCUCGGCAAGAUGGCGUUCCGUUCUAUUGGAAGUCGUCUGCAAACCAUGUUGGGACAUAAACAUAUUGCUAGCGUACAUCUAGUUGCCAGAGUGGUCUCGCGUUUUCAGUCCACGAUACCUCUGGUGACGGCUGAUGAAUGGUGGGGAAAAUGCAAGAAAGUCGAUGUUUUAGGUUCGAAGAUGUCCUAUUACGACUCUGAUUCCCAGAAUAGGAGCGGUAAGCAUACGGCCGUGUUCCUGCACGGCAACCCAACGUCUUCGUAUCUUUGGAGGAAUGUUAUACCCCAAGUAGAACCCAUCGCCAGGUGUCUGGCUCCUGAUCUCAUUGGGAUGGGCCGGUCUGAUAAGCUGGCUAGCCAUUCCUACCGCUUCUUGGAUCACUACCGCUAUCUGUCAGCCUGGUUUGAUGCUCUCAAAUUACCAGAAAAGAUAACCGUCGUAUGUCACGACUGGGGUACAGCCCUUGGCCUCCACUGGUGUAAUGAGCACAGAGAUAGACUUGAAGCUAUCGUCCACAUGGAAGGCCUCUACCAGCCAAUGCCUUGGGACAUCAUGACUGACUCUAUGCGGGACAUCUUCCUGGCGUUCCGCUCGGAUGCCGGCGAAGAGAUGAUCCUAGAGAAGAACAUGUUCAUAGAAACCAUCCUCCCGCUCGCCAUCAAGCGGACGCUUCGCCAGGAGGAGAUGGACGCUUACCGGGAGCCAUUCAAGAACCCUGGAGAGGACCGACGCCCUCUGCUCACCUUCCCCCGUCAAAUCCCCAUCCAGGGAGAGGGCCCAGAGGAAACGGUCGCCAUAGCUACGGCCUACCACGCCUGGAUCAAGGGGACUGAGGAUCUCCCAAAGCUUCGCAUCGUCCCAAUUCCUGGAAUGUUCACUGAAUGGGGCACGGGGAUUACGAAGGAUUGGCCGAAUCACAAGGUAGUCCAGGUUGAAGGGUCGCAUAUCUUUCAGGAAGAUUCACCCAUCCAGACCGGGGAUUACAUCAAGGAAUUCCUAUCAAGUAUCUUCAAAUAGACGGAUCAUAAUUAUACACCAGGGACAGAUCUGAGAAUUUUUUUUAGAGGGUGUUCUAAUGCAACAAUUGACAUAACAAAUGUAAACAUACUUAAUUUAUAAAUUACAUACAUCCUAACGUACAAAGGCGGUUUGUGAACCAAGACCCCGAUUUGUCGGCUUUCUUGUUGUGGAAAUUACUUUCCCAAAAUCUAAUGACAUACUCUUUUUCUUCUUCCUCUCCUUCUCUUUUUCCUCCUCUUUCUUCUUCUUUCCCUCUCUUCUUCUUCAUUUCUCUCUUUCUUUUCUUGACAGAAUUUUUGAGAGUAUGGGACCACCUUUUCUCUUUCGUAAAGUGAUCUUUUUUACCUGUGAUAUAUGAUCUCAGAUACUUUACUUCUGUCAUUUUUUCUCUGACAUUUCCCCAUUUUACUUCUUAGGAGGCCAGCUAAGGACAUUUAAGGACAGUUAACAAUAUAUCCAUACCCCUUGUAAUUACAAAAACAAAAUGUUUUGUUUUUUGUAACUCAUAAAUGAAACUUGGACUUGUUUAAUUGAGGAAUAUCUUGAAUACUUUUAGAAGUAAGUUUUAAUUUGUCACAUUCUCAAGAAGUAUAAAUCGGGACAAAUCAAUUUUACACAUACUUGAGAAAUUACAAAACUUGGUGAUGGUAUAUAUACAAUUUAGUGGUCAACUGUAUAGAGUAGCAAUACCUUACAAUGAAAACAGUAAAUCAGAACCAAAACACCCGUAGACUGUAAUUUCUUUUGUGAUAAUCAUUUAAAUUUCAACUUAAGUAUCUCUGCUUGAUAUUUUACUUCUUUAUUGAUCUAAUAUAUUUGUUCUUGUUUUUAUUGCUUGCUCUCUCACGUUUGUUUAACUUGUAUAUUUGUUUUGUUUUAAUAUCGAAUGAAAUCAUUUCAAUGUCGAAGUAUAUCUACUACUCUAAUGAAACAAAAUGCUAAAUUCAUAUAUGCAUGUACCUGUAUCGCAAAUAUGUUGUCUUUGUUAAAUCAAUAAUGUGGUUUUAUUACAAAUAUAAGGUAAUGGCAAUUUA
Molecule: messenger RNA, 2123 nt
Organism: Strongylocentrotus purpuratus (purple sea urchin)
Lineage: Eukaryota; Metazoa; Echinodermata; Echinoidea; Camarodonta; Strongylocentrotidae
Product: coelenterazine h 2-monooxygenase
Exons: 3
Coding region: 79-1086 (335 amino acids)
Molecular function (GO): hydrolase activity
Source: RefSeq, a predicted model, not a curated record